AGAAACAGACACACAAGGAGAGGGGUUUCAUUUUCUGCCCAAAGCUUCGUUCAGGCACAGCCCAUUCUGGAGGAGAGGGGGACUCGCUGCUCUGUACUUCGCCGUGUCCAUGUUGUUGUCAUCUCCGCCCCUAUCUGAUUAAACCACAGAGCCUGCCGGUCCACCACGCCGUCAGAGGAGAGGGAUUUUUUUUUCCGGUCGCAGAUUCCUGAGCGGAGCAGUGGAGACUCGGUUUUACGCUUCUGUUUUCCUCAUGAUGUCCCUUAAAAACAAACAGUGACCCGCUUCGAGCCAAUGUUUCCGCGACUGGUGCGCUCUGCACACGCGUGGGUCAUGCACUGCACCUGACAGCCCCUUCUGCAGACUUUUGAGUUUAGACUUUUUUUUUUUUAUUCCAGGAGGAAAACUUAGCAUCGCGCCCAAGAAGUUGUUCACUGCUUGUUCACCGCGGACUCUUCCCACACGGACUGUGUUACACCAACAUCUAAAUCCUUGAUUGUUUUUUUCUUUUUGUCAUUUAAGCUGCAUCACCGAGGCGAAACGGCGACCUCAGUCGAUUACCUUUCUUUCCUUUGCUAUCCCAUGGAUAUUCACUGCAAAGCAGACCCCUUCUCAGCGAUGCACCGGCACGGCGGUGUGAACCAGCUCGGCGGGGUGUUUGUGAACGGCAGACCCCUUCCCGACGUGGUGAGGCAGCGGAUCGUGGAGCUGGCCCACCAGGGCGUCCGGCCCUGCGACAUCUCCAGACAGCUACGGGUCAGUCACGGCUGUGUCAGCAAAAUCCUCGGCAGCUAUCAGAAGGCAUUUCAGAGGUACUAUGAAACCGGCAGUAUUAAACCCGGGGUUAUUGGUGGCUCCAAACCAAAGGUUGCAACUCCAAAAGUGGUGGACAAAAUUGCAGAAUAUAAACGGCAGAAUCCAACCAUGUUCGCUUGGGAAAUAAGGGACCGACUACUGGCUGAGGGCGUCUGCGACAAUGACACGGUUCCCAGCGUUUCAUCCAUCAACAGGAUUAUCCGCACCAAAGUCCAGCAGCAAUUCCACCCAUCCCCUGAUGGAUCUGUUACACCACUCUCCACGCCCGGCCAUACCAUAGUGCCCAGCACAGCCUCCCCUCCUGUGACCAGUGCCUCCAACAAUCCCGUAGGAUCCUACUCCAUCAACGGCAUUCUGGGUAUCCCCCGCUCCAAUGGUGAGAAGAGGAAACGAGACGAUGUUCUCUGGAGUGGCAACCACUUGGAUGGGAGGAAAAUAGGACAUUAUGGCUCUGAUGGUUCGGGCCCCGGCAGCGACUCUCAGGGCAGUGUGGAAAGUUUAAGAAAGCACCUGCGGGCGGAUGCCUUCACCCAGCAGCAGCUGGAGGCCCUCGACCGUGUGUUUGAAAGGCCUUCUUAUCCUGAUGUCUUCCCCACCUCAGAACACAUUAAACCCGAGCAGGCGAAUGAGUACACUCUCCCGUCCCUGAACACUGGCCUGGAAGAUGUGAAGCCGAGCCUCUCCACCAGUGCCAGCUCUGACCUCGCCUCUAGCGUCUCCCAGAGCUACUCUGUUGUGACAGGUCGAGAUAUGGCUAGUACCACCUUACCUGGCUACCCACCUCAUGUCCCCCCCACAGGACAAGGCAGCUACCCCACAUCCACACUUGCUGGAAUGGUUCCCGGAGGGGAUUUUUCUGGCAACCCCUACUCUCAUCCACAAUACACAACUUACAACGAAGCCUGGCGGUUCAGCAAUCCAGCGUUAUUAAGUUCCCCUUAUUAUUAUAGUGCCGCAUCCCGUGGCUCCGCACCUCCCACUGCUGCCACUGCCUACGACCGCCACUAGUUACACCAGAGACCAGCUCAAACUGCAGGGCCAGAGCUUCGGCCUCCAUAUUGUCCCUGUCUGAGAAACACUGAGGUCAAAGGGAAGCGAGGUGGAAUCCUAAAUGAAACCCCCGUCAGCAAGUGCGUUGUGAAGGAAGGAUGGCCGAGGUCGACGCAGAUGCACCCAGCUUCAGCGUCUCACACACACUUUGGGUCAAAAGGGCCCAGGGGCAUUCAGAACUCACCUGUCAUGCCCUUAUUCUCUCACAGGCCUGAGCGUUUCCAGAAUGACUUUAAGAGAUUAUAUAAAUAUAUAUAUUAUAACAUAUAAAUUGAAGAAAAACAGUGUGAAGAAAACCAUGUGGAAAAAAUGUCGUGGGUUUUUAAUUUUUGUUUCUUUGCUGUUGUUGUUGUUGUUGUUGUUAUUUUAUUCAUGGAUCGUCACAUUCCUUUAUGUAAUGAACUGCAGUAUUUUUCUGCUCUGAAGACAGACGUCCAGGGGGAGAUGACAGUGGUCCUAUAGCGUAACAAUGUAGCGAAUUAAACCAGUGUUGUGGGCCCCUCUGACCAUUAACGAGAUCCUGGCUCCAUAAUGUAGAGCGGGCUUUACUCUGGUGCUUUGAUGAACUUUUCUGCUCCCAUUUCUCUGAUAACACUUAAAUUAUAAGACGAACACAGCAUGCCCUGCAGCGUUUACUGACCCUGGCGACAUCGCGCUCCCCGUGGCAAACAAUCAGAUGUAAAAAUGUAAAUCAUUUUGCAAAGUAUUAACAAUGUGGUGACCGUGAACUUAAAAUGGUCUUGCCAGAAUUUGAAAUACUUUAAAUUAUAUUUUCUGUUACAUUUUUUUUAAUAUAAACAACGAUUUUUCAGAACGGCUGUCACAUUUCCCUCAUGUCCAUGUACGUGCGCAGUGUCAUCCUUUGCUCUCUUUUUUUUUGCACUAUAACCUCAGCUUUUUUCUCUUUUUUUUGUGGUACAUUCACCUACAAUUAACCAUUUUAUAAGCAUAAGUUGAAAAUAUAUAUGUUGCAUUCUUAGAAAACCACAAAGCUAACAAGCUAACAGACCCGUUUGCGUAUGAACAUCUUUUUUCCAAGUAAAAAUGAAGCCAUAACUCUUUGGCUACAUGAGCAAAUCCUUUCAGUUCAACUGUAUCUCAUUCAGCUACUUAGUCAUGCCAAUAGAUGCCUACACAGUUUAGAAAGCUGCGUGCAGUUGUGCAAACUGACUGCAAAUUAGCUUCAACAAUUGCCUUACAGACCAGUUUUUUUAAAACAUAAAUUCAUGCCUGUUAAUUGAAAUUAAUUGCCUUUAAAAACACAGACUCACCACCCUCCACGAAGUUAGGUUCCACUCUCCGUAGGGGCUGAAAGGAAAUACUGACUCAUUUUAAGUUUUGGAAAAUAUUUUGUGAAUGUACUCUUAACUACAUUUGCCAAAGACUUAGUUUGAUAUUUAAUAUUUUAUUUACAGUAUAUGUAUGCAUAAAUAAAGCAGUAUUAUCUUUUAAAUAAGUCAACACUGAACAUGUAUGUCAUGGCAUUUCAGCUGGUGAACAUCAUGCUGCAUUUGUAGUGCGAAAGGAGAACUUCAGUGAUCUAAUAUUCCACUAACUGCAAUGAAAUGCUGCUUUAUAGAAGGAUUUGUGAAUAAUGUGAAGACAAUUCUCUGUAAAUAUAUUGUCACUCACACACACACGCGCACACACACACACACACACACACACAGACACAAACACACCAUCGCAGUAUCAUACUAAUGUACUGGUUCCCUUUGUAGAUAUACAGACUGAAAAAAAACAUGCAUUACAUUUGUGUCUAAAUGUAAUGUUGUGCUCUGAGGAAUGGCACAACAGCUGUUUAACCUAUGGCUACAUCAAUAGCAGGUUCCAGAUGCUAACAUCACAUGGGUUGUCUUUGUCAUUUUAUUUUAUUUUCAUGAUAUUGUCAUGAUGAUGUUUUAUGUCACUAUGCAAUGAGUUCAAUGGCUUUCUGUAUCAUCUUUUGUUGUAUAGAAUAAGUUAUCCCCAUUGAGAACAGCAUAAAAGCUGCAAAAGUACAACAGACCUCCAGUGUGACAUAAUUAUUCUCUAGUUUUUACGUUUGCUCCGCAAAUUCCCUGAAAUUAAGAUGCGAUCAAACUGAUGUCCUUGGCAACAAUCAAAGAUAUUGUCCUGUUUGCUAUUUGUAGAUGUCGUGCUCAUUAUGUUACUCCAAAUUACAGUGAUCUGUGCCUCGAUGUAAAGAAACACGCCCAUACUUCUUCCCCUCCACUCUCUCAACUCUGCUGCUGACAGUUUAGCAGAAGGCAUCAAAAAAAUAACUUUUAUUUUAUUUAAUUCCAUACAAGCUAAUGCAUCUUCUGGUACCAGGGUUAAGUGUCAUUGCUGAGGGCACCAGAUAACAGAGAAAUAGACUGCAGUUCUGCUCUUCAAGAGAAGCUAUCCUCUACAAAUUGCACUUGGGAUUUUAACUAUUUCUGUCUACUUGCAUCUGAGAGUGAAACACUGGUGCAGAGUGCAUGCCACCAUCAUUCAAGCAAAAUCUUUGCUUUAUGAAGUGGAGCACCUUUGCAGGAAUGGGCCCUGUGCCGUUGUAAAGAUGAUACAGGAGAUGUGGCAUGGACAUAAAAAGGAUUUCUGAUGAAAAUCUAUAUGGAAAGCCUUGUGGCCUCAAUCAUUGUUUCAGUUCUGUUCCAAUUCUUUUUGUGCACAUGAGAAAUAAAUUCUUUUAUAUGUCUGUCGUUGACUCGG
Molecule: messenger RNA, 4560 nt
Organism: Haplochromis burtoni (Burton's mouthbrooder)
Lineage: Eukaryota; Metazoa; Chordata; Actinopteri; Cichliformes; Cichlidae
Gene: pax2a
Product: paired box 2a
Exons: 12
Coding region: 583-1824 (413 amino acids)
Biological process (GO): anatomical structure development; regulation of transcription by RNA polymerase II
Molecular function (GO): RNA polymerase II cis-regulatory region sequence-specific DNA binding; DNA-binding transcription factor activity, RNA polymerase II-specific
Source: RefSeq, a predicted model, not a curated record